Molecule: messenger RNA, 2913 nt
Organism: Mastomys coucha (southern multimammate mouse)
Lineage: Eukaryota; Metazoa; Chordata; Mammalia; Rodentia; Muridae
Gene: Glt1d1
Product: glycosyltransferase 1 domain containing 1
Exons: 12
Coding region: 199-1239 (346 amino acids)
Molecular function (GO): glycosyltransferase activity
Source: RefSeq, a predicted model, not a curated record
CCUUCCCCCAGUCUCCUCAGGUCCCCUUGGCCCCCAGCUCUCCCCUUCUCCCUUCCCGUCCCUUCUUGUCCCCUCCCCUCCCCUUCCCCUCCCCACUCCUGAACCUGUGGGCUCCGCCUAGGAGCAGCAGCAGGCGGGACCGAAUCCACCCCUACCCUGCCGCCCGGGCCUUGUGGCCCAGUCCUUGGCGGUAGCGACAUGCGGCUCCUGUUCCUGGCAGUACUGAGGCCUCACACUGGCAACGCGGUCACGGCUGGGCGCCUGCGGGACCACCUAGAAGCUGCAGGCCACAUGUGCGUUCUGAGAGAUGCCUUUGACUUUGAAAGCCCAUCUGAAAUUGCCAACCUGAUCGUGGACGAGAAUCUGGAAGCAGCUCUAGCUCUUCACCUCUACCGAGGAGGCAGACUUCUGCAAGGUCAAGGCAUUCCUUUCGGGGUCAUCUUUGGUGGAACGGAUUUAAAUGAAGAUGCCAAUCAUGAAGAAAAAAAGGAGGUCAUGGGGAAAGUUCUGGAGGAAGCCAGGUUUGCCGUGGCUUUCACCAAGACAAUGAAGGACUCAGCACAGGCGCAGUGGCCACAUGCAACUGGGAAGAUCUUUGUCCAGAGUCAAGGAAUUGCAACAGUACCAAAUGCCAACUUUAACUGGAACACCUUCCUCCAGCAAUCAGAGAUCGACCAAAGUGCAGACAACCUGUACAUAUUCCUUAUAAUCUGUGGGCUCAGACCAGUGAAGGAUCCUCUGUACCUGGUGGAUGCAUUCUCAGAAUGGCAUCAAGAGACACCCAAUGUUUACAUGGUGAUUGUAGGUCCUGAGGUAGAUCCAGUGUUUACAAGGGAAGUGAAAGACCGGGUGAGGAGGUCUGCAGGGGUGCGGCUGAUCCAAGAGAUGGGCCAGGAGGAUCUGCAUGCAGUGGUGAAGAGCUGCUUUGCGCUGGUCAACAGCUCAGUCUCUGAGGGCAUGUCAGCAGCCAUCUUGGAGGCAAUGGAUUUGGAAGUUCCCGUGCUGGCCAGGAACAUCCCUGGGAACUCGGCUGUGGUAGAGCACGGCGUCACGGGAUUGCUGUUUUCCAACCCUCAGGAGUUCAUUCAGUUGGCAAAGAGACUGGUUAGCGAUCCUGCACUGGAGAAAGAAAUCGUGAGCAACGGAAGGGAAUAUGUGAGGACACAUCAUUGCUGGCAGGUGGAGAGAGACACCUACCAGCGCCUCGUCAGGAAGCUGGAGACAAACUUGGAGGAUUAAAUGAUGCACGUCUGCGCUCACCACAUCUGUCCCAACAACCAGCAGGUGCUCAGCUCUGGGUAGACACCAAGAGAUGGUACCCGGUCCUGGACCACUGGAAUCCUAGAGUCCCCAGGAAUACAUCCACCCCCCAAGUCUCCUCCUGUUUGGCAGACAGUUCUGCUAUGCUUACAAGCUCAGUUCUGGAUGGACUUGUAGCUCACUUCUGAAAGUGCUUGUCGCCGAGUCGUAGAGGUGCUUACAGAUCAGUCCUCAGUGGGCUUGUAGGCUCACUGCUGAAAGUGCGUAUGGCUAAGUCCCAGAUGUGUUUGCAGCUCAGUGCAGGAGAUGGAGGUGCAUCUCAGGGGCCUUUGGAGGAGUGUUCCAAGAACUGCUUUUACAACAACACAUGGAAGCUUAUUUAUAAGUAACCACAGGGCAGACCCUUCCCCUGCCUUCACAAAGAAGAAACAAAAAGGCCAGGAUUGUCAAUGGAGUGGAGCUGGCAGCAUUUUUGAUAAGAUCUCGAUCAUGGGGUCCUGAUAGGCAUGGGGGCCGCAGGGGUUGGGGGGGAGGCAGGCUGUGGCUGGUAUGCUAAUAAGCUCUGAAGAGGCUGUGAAUGUAUCAGGUUGCAUCACUUCUCACUAGUGCACCUGAGAGCCAAGCGCGCUUUCCAAAAGAGGCUCUGCCCGCAAGUAUGACAUCACAGGGAGCCUGGACGAUGAUUGGAUAGCCCCCACAAUGGAGGCUGGGGCACUGAAUUCAGUGUGGUUGGUCUUUUCUCUUAUAGCUAAGGAAUUGGGAACAGUGUUGACUGAGUCACAAGACAAUGAUGGGACCCAAGACUGUGACAGAAGGUCAUUGGGGUAUGGGAGGUCAGUCUGGGUGGCCGGGUGUCUUUUGAUGGGAGCUCCUUACAACAGUGCUCUGUACCUCCAGCGGCCCUUUUUGUUGAAUUUCAACAAGGCUGUGUUACUGUGAGCAGGAUGUGGAAUGGCCACCCUGUGCUAAAGCAGUCAGCUUGGAGGACGAGGAAGAGGAGGAGGAGGAGGAGGAAGAGGAAAGAAAAAUGCAGCCAAGAGCCACACGUGCAUGGAAAGUAUCAGGCUGUGGAGGAAAUGGAGGAGGAGUCAGAAUCCAUAUCAUACCUGCUCCAACUCAGAAGGCACAUCUGAGCCUUUUGCUUUUCUUAGCAGCAGUAAGCAUCUCCUUUUAAGAGAAGCAGGAUGGAAGGAAGCAACCUUUGUAAACCAGAACUUCAGGGAUGAAAUCAGAGCUUGAUUCGAUAGGAUGCUUUCUAUUCUGUACCUCAGAUCCAGCACUGUCACUUUCAUCCCGCCCUGCUUGAGCUUCAAGCAUUUGCAGAUGCACUGAGAACUGUGUCCAUUUCCUUGGCCCACAGCCUGAGCUGGGGUCUUACCUCUCUGGGCACAAGAAGGGUCGGGGUGGGGGAAGUCAUGAGGCCUGAAUCUCCAUAGCAGCUCCUCUAAGCCCAGAGUUCAAACCCACCUCUGGAGAGAUGCGUAAAGGUCAGGUACAAAAGCGGGAUGCUCUGGAAUGCUUGUCUCUCCUUUGCCCGGGGAUGACGUCACUGCCUGACCACUGUGCCAGCAUCACUAAGCUACAUCUGCAAAUGCACUUGGGAAGGGGGAGGUUCUUAAUUAAUAAAGCACGUGACCAUCAGCCAUACAUAUA